Entamoeba dispar SAW760 is the source of this 315-nucleotide messenger RNA. RefSeq names its product HD domain-containing protein, putative. The coding region runs from base 1 to 315 and encodes 104 amino acids. Gene Ontology annotation, molecular function: guanosine-3',5'-bis(diphosphate) 3'-diphosphatase activity. The record is from RefSeq and is a predicted model, not a curated record. The transcript has 2 exons. Lineage: Eukaryota; Evosea; Mastigamoebida; Endamoebidae.
AUGCAGGUAUUAAUGAUAUUAAGUAGUGCAUUAUUACGUGAUACUGUAGAAGACACAGACACCACAUUUGAAGAAUUAGAAGAACAUUUUGGUAAACAAAUUACUCAAUAUGUACGUGAGGUAACAGAUGAUAAAAAAUUGAAAGUAACAAGAAAAAAAUUACAAAUUGAGCAUAGUGGAACAAUUUCUUAUGGUGGCAAAAUGAUUAAAUAUGCAGAUAAAAUACAAAACAUGGGAUCAAUUAUUUCUACUGUGCCAUGUCCAUUUAAACCAUACGAAGUAGCUCAAGGGUAUAUGGUUUGGGGAAAAAAGUAA